AAACAGAAACCGGUCUCGGGGAUGCUGUGGCAGUUAUCUCUGAGCGAUUACAAGAUUUGCUUCUCGGGAUGACCGUGGCCCGACUAGAUUCCGUUACUUUGUGACUUGAAAUCCGAUCAACUUGUCAGUCUGCAGAACGUCGUAGUUGAAAGUGAAACUAUAGUUUGUAAGCUGGUUGGUGUGAUUUGAGAAUGGGGCACUUGUCUGUUUUAAAGGUGUUAAUUUGGCUGGAGUUUGUGAUAAUCGCUAGAUGUUCGAAUAUUCUUGUGUUGAUGAGUGUUCCAUCGCCGAGUCAUUUUAUAUGGAUCAGACCAAUCAUAAAUCAACUUGCCCAACAUGGGCACAAUAUAACUGCACUUUCGGUGAACACUGAUCCUAACGCUGUGGAGAACAUUACAUACAUUCACUUGGAAAAUACGUACAACGUGCUGUACGGUGAUGGAAAAGCAAACAACAAUAUUCUCAAACGGUCCGAGGAAAAUCCAUUCCAAGCCACCAUGUCGUUUUAUAAAUUUGGAACCCUGGGAUGCAUAGGAGCAACGAGCUCAGCAGGCCUCCAAAGGCUCAUGGAGUAUCCCGAUGAUUUCCCUUUCGAUCUAGUCAUCUACGACUUUACCUGUGGUCCAUGCGUGCUUGGAUUCCUGCAAAAGUUCAACUAUCCACCCCUGGUUAGCUUAACCGGGUUCAGCAUUCCCCAGUUCAGCCAUCAUCUAGUAGGCGGACAUAAGCCAUCGUCAUACGUUCCCCACUUUUCCCUCCGAUACGAUACAAAAAUGGGCUUUUUCCAAAGAAUGAUCAAUUUCAUUGUUCAAAACUUUGAUUCCAUCUACCGAGAGUGGGUGUUUUUACCCCACAUGCAGAGGUUGGCACAAACUGCGUUUAAUUUCACUCUGCCAAAUCUUGCUGAGCUAGAGCAACGAACGCAGAUUAUGCUGGUGAACACAAAUCCCGUGCUGGAUCCUCCGGAAACGUUGCCGCAAAAUGUUAUCCCUGUUGGUGGAUUGCAAAUUGUGCAGCCAAAGCCGCUGGUGGAGGAAAUCUCCAACUUCAUCGAAAGCAGCUCCAAAGGAACGGUUUUAUUCGCGAUGGGAACAAACUUCAAAAGCAAAAUGUUCACCAGAGAUCGCCAAGCCAUGUUCAUCGAAGCAUUUGCCCUGCUGCCGGAGUACAACUUCCUGUGGAAGUUCGACGACGACAAUCUGCCCAUUCCGGCUCCGAAAAACCUGAUGGUAAGAGCGUGGCUUCCCCAAAACGACAUUCUUGCUCAUCCCCGGCUGAAGGCAUUUAUCACUCACUGCGGCCUGCUCAGCACGUACGAGGCGUCAUACCACGGAGUUCCCACGAUCGGCAUUCCCAUCUACGUCGAUCAGCACCGGAACGCUCAGCGAUCGGCCCGGGCGGAAGUGGGCGUCACGUUGGAUCUGAAAAAUCUAUCCACGGAAGCAAUUCGUCGCGCUUUGCUGCGAGUUUUGACGGGGGAAAAGUUUGCUUCAAAUAUGGCGAAAAGAGCUCAACUUUUGCACGAUCAGACUGAAAGUCCACUAGAUCGUGCCGUGUGGUGGAUCGAGUGGGUCCUCCGACAUCCACACUCGAACCAUAUGCGUUCUCCGAUGUUGGAUUUGGGAUAUUUUGCCAAAGGUAAUAUCGAUGUGUUUGUGUUUCUGUGUUUAUUUUUCGCAAUAGUUUUAACCGUUAUUUUGAAAUGCAUUAAAAAUCUCAUUAAAAAAUCUCAUCAAACGGAUUGUGAUAAGAAGGAAAAAUUGAAAUAAAUGAUCUCAUAGCCCACAACU
Molecule: messenger RNA, 1790 nt
Organism: Culex quinquefasciatus (southern house mosquito)
Lineage: Eukaryota; Metazoa; Arthropoda; Insecta; Diptera; Culicidae
Product: UDP-glucosyltransferase 2
Exons: 4
Coding region: 192-1769 (525 amino acids)
Molecular function (GO): UDP-glycosyltransferase activity
Source: RefSeq, a predicted model, not a curated record